CGCAUUUCAAAUCAGGUUUUUGUGUUGAAUACAUGUACACAGUUUGGGAAUUACCUCGAACUAUUCUUAGUCACACCGUAUACUAGUACAGUAGUACCUCUGUAGUAAGCCUAGCCUGCAUGCUGUACUUCAACUUGAAAUCUGCUUCCUUUAUUUGUUUCUCCAACUUUUCCAUAUUGCUUGUCGGCCAAAUACUUUUUCCGCACCAAGUGUCAAGAAGUUUCAUGACUCGUAUCACCCUACAGUAGCAGACAGAGAGAUGGUUAGCUUGGAAUAGACAAGUAGGAUACCUCUCUGGUCCGUACGGAGCGCUUUGGCAGUCCAAGAUCGCAGUGAACACAGGCGACUGGUGUGUAAUGCCUGGGAACAGUCGAAUAUAGAACCCAGUGCAAGAACUCUCUACCCAGCUCUACUGAAGUGGCGUACAUGCAGCACAGCUGGCAGCCUGGCAUAUGCACUGAAAUGCGUUAGUCAUCUGAGCAGCGUCAUGGAGGCGCACAGUGCAGUGAACGUAGAAGCUUUAACCUACUCUCUGCGAUCCCUGCCGUUCAUACUCGCACUCUAUUUUGUCGGCUUGCUGCUAUGGCGAUACCGAGAGCACAGGCUGCGGCACCCGUCGCAGCACCAGCAGCCGCACCGGAAAUCGAAGAAGCGGCGAAGAGAGCAGAAUCCGAUACCCAGCAGCCAUGUUAGCCCUGUGCGCAAAAGAGUCACAUUCAAGACUCUGCCGAACGGAAAUCUCCUGGACGUGAGCGUGUCAUCGGCAGUGCCUGCGUCUUCCGUGGACCCACACUACUCGGAGCUGCACCAUCUUUGCAAGGGAUGUGGUCUUGUACCAGCUAAGACAGGCUGCAGCUAUGGUUAUUGUCGUCCAUGCUGUGUUGCCAAGCCCAUGUCUGUCUGCGCGCCUCACAACACUGGCGCUCGCGUGGCCGAUAUGCUCCUUGACGAGUCCAUACAGUUCCCGCCUUCCACACUCGACUUCAGCUAUCAGCAUUUGCGUUGGUGUCCACCUAGAAUCGGAGAUAUCGGCAGCAGUCUGACGAGCCUCAAUCUGUCCAAUAAUCGUCUGAGGUCAAUACCGUCUGAGAUCAGUAACCUUUUCAACCUUGAAGAGCUAUUUCUGCAAUAUAAUCUUCUUGAAGAGCUCCCGGAUUCGGUCUGUUCCUUGGUUGGGCUGGCAGAGCUGGACUGCAAAAAUAACCUGCUGAAAAGACUACCAGAAUCCAUUGGCAACUUGGAACAGCUGAUCAUCCUGAACACGACCAACAAUGCACUGCGCGCUAUUCCGGAAUCCAUUCGCCAUCUCACUCUCCUCGAAGAGCUCUGCUUACAUGCAAACAAUAUCACAGAGCUGCCAGAUGGGUUCUGUGAGCUAACUAGUCUACUGUCGCUGUACAUUGGCAACAACCGAUUGCACCGCCUGCCCAGAGAGUUCGGCAGCCUUCGCCAGCUAAAUGAGCUGGACCUCAGCGACAACGAGCUGGCAUUUCUGCCCGAGUCUUUCGUCCAGUGUACCGCUCUGGAACGCGUAUGGUUGUCGAAGAACAGGUUAAAAUGUCUCCCGACUCGCAUCGGCUGGCUGUCUCGCCUAAGUGAGCUGCAUAUCCAGGACAACGAGCUCCGCUAUUUGCCGCUGUCAUUACAUCGACUUCGGCUUUAUACCCUAACCAGUAGCGGCAAUCCAUUCCUGACCAACUGGAGCAAGGUUGCUCUUCGUAAACUGGACUUCAAGCCAGUCGAUCCCUUCCCCAGCCUUCAAGAGCUUGCAGCACGUGCUAUGACGAAGAGGCUAGCGCCACCGAAGAGGGGAGAGCUGCCAUCACUGCUCCUGGACAUGCUGGAGGAUGUGAAAUGGUGCACUAACUGCGGUGGUCCAUACUUUUGCUUCUCCCAGCGCCGCAUCAUCUUCUGCACGGUUGCGGUCUAUUAUCGGUUACCCCUCCUCGAAGAGCUCUGCAGUCCACAUGGCAGUCGCAGGUGUAGACCAUUCCGCUCACAGGACUAGCAACCUUUCACGAGCUCUCCUUGUAAACCGUCCUGUGAGCUGCCUCGCUACUUCGCUGACAGUGCGUUUCACGUCUUCUCCUAAAAAAGAACCAGGUGUCUUAGGACAGACACGGAGUCUGAUUAUUUUUUUAUUUUAUUCGAUUAGUUGCAACUCCUCUAUCAUCAGGGAAUGCUGCAUUGUGUGCCAAGUCUGUAUUCAAUUAUGUUGUCCAGUUGCCAACACAAAAGUCUGAUUUAUUAGGUGCUCGCCUCCCUCCCUCCCCAAGAUUUGAAAAGAUGUUGCCAGUACCGUUCCUAUUAUCCGCCUUGCAAGUGGUGAUCACUCUCUGAUGGGAAGUCUUACUUUCUAUUAUACUGCUAGUAAUGCCAAGAUAUGUUUUACUCCAGUAGACACACUGUUCUGGUCUCUCAUGCAGCAAGUAAGCACAAGGCUGCAGGUUUUUAAAUAUAAAUAUUAUGUUCUUGUCAUCGCUGUCUGCUACUCCCCUCUUUUUUUUCUCUCUCACGCACACACACACGCACGCACGCACAAGUACACAAACUCCAUACCUAUCUAGCAAUGGAGAAGGAGUGUGCCGAAUAUUGUAGGGUGUUGUUUUUAAGUACGCUAAUUUAAUUUCCCUUGAGAGAACUGGUCUUGCUGAGAUUCUUCCGAAUUUGUGGCUUUUUCACAUGCUUUUUAUUCUUAUAUUGUUCUACCCGAGCA
Molecule: messenger RNA, 2716 nt
Organism: Sycon ciliatum
Lineage: Eukaryota; Metazoa; Porifera; Calcarea; Leucosolenida; Sycettidae
Product: leucine-rich repeat-containing protein 58-like
Exons: 13
Coding region: 488-2008 (506 amino acids)
Molecular function (GO): protein binding
Source: RefSeq, a predicted model, not a curated record